CUGCUGGUACAGUAACUUUCACCAAUGAUGUGCUUUUCCCUCGGAGGAAGGCGGAGUUGGGAGUUAGUGUCAGGGCCAUAAAUAAGAGGGUCCCACGCCAGGGAAAUGAGAAGUCAGUGAACAUCCGCGGGUACUGCGAGCCAGCAUUAGAGGGCUUCCCUCAACCGCCCCGCGCCGAAACUCCACCGCCCGCGGAAGCGCUCGGCCAGCCGGCAGCAAGCUCAGCUGGAAAACCAAGCCUAGGAAAGCUUUUUCUCCCGGCCGAGCGACCAGCGCCAUGAGCCCGCUGGCCGGCACCUUGCUGUUGUCGGCGCUGCUGGUGCUGAGCCGCAGGCCGGCGGAGGUGGGGGCCUGCAGCUGUGCCCCCGCGCACCCACAGCAGCUCAUCUGCGACUCGGCGCUGGUUAUUCGAGCAAAAAUAUCCAGCGAAAAGGUGGUUCCUGCCAGCGAUGAUCCUCUUGAUACCCACAAAAUGAUCCGGUAUGAAAUCAAACAAAUAAAGAUGUUUAAAGGAUUUGAAAAGCUUAAGGAUGUCCAGUAUGUCUAUACCCCUUUUGAUUCGUCACUCUGUGGAGUGAAACUAGAAGCUAACAACAAAAAACAGUACCUUUUGACAGGACAAAUUUUAAGUGAUGGCAAAGUCCUCAUCCAUUUAUGCAACUACAUCGAACCCUGGGAUGAUUUAUCCUUGUCGCAAAAGAAGAGUCUUAAUCAGAGAUAUCAAAUGGGCUGUGGCUGCAAAAUCUCCACCUGCUACACGGUGCCCUGUUCAAUCACGACACCAAACGAGUGCCUCUGGACAGACUGGCUGAUAGAAAGGAAGCUGUACGGGCACCAAGCCAAGCACUACGCCUGUAUCAAGAGGAGCGAUGGCACUUGCAGCUGGUACCGAGGUGGUCCUCCCCCAGAGAAAGAGUUUAUUGAUAUCAGCGAACCUUAAAACUGUCACUUCCUAAAAAGCCUUGGAGUCUAAUUCCAUCAAACACUGCACGCUCACAGCUUUGAACUGCCAUCCUCUAAUGUAUCUGUUGCUUAGAAACAAAACCAAAUUGUCCUGUACAGCUAAAGUACGAGUCUGGGGAAUUGGCACCCGCGCAAGAUGAGGAACAAAACUCCUGGUGGUAGCUACUCCGUAAAGUCAUGCUUUGUACGGAGAGGCUCAAGCUGAGAACGCUCCUCUGUGUCCUCCGAGGCGUAACACGUUGCCCUUUUACCAAUAUGAAUGUACAAGAACAAAAGAAUUGCCAGAAUUUUGUCCCCUAUUUCUGUUAACCUACAGAUUAAGAGCGCCCCAUGUUUUAUUCCAGAUCUUUCCAAUGAACUACGGAAUGUUUUAUAGAACUAUUUUUUUCUGUAUGAAAGUUUUCUGAUACAAAAGAAUUAUUGUACAGUGUAUAUGUAAAGUAUUAUAACAAUAUGCUAUAAAAAAGAUUCAAAAAUCCCUGUAUUUCCUUGUCUGUUGAAACAAGUUGAACACUUCUGUGAUUAAAACAAUCUGUGCUCCGUAUUUUGUAUGUUACUUAUGUCAUAGUUUUCUUUGCCUACAGAGUUGUAACUUUCAUUGAUGACUAAGUUAAAAAACAGCCUCGAUAAUCAAAAUCCUCUUACCCAAUUCAACAUUCCUAUGGACUAGCUGUACCUUCUUGAAAGAAAAGCCAGAUGUUCUAAUGCUUCACCAUUUUAUGGAACCAACACAAACAAUGACAGGCUAAAACUGCUUGUAUUUACAGAAACCACGUCCAUCACCACGGCAGCUGCAGUACUUGAUAAUGCCUCUAAAUAUGUGACCAGGUUAUUGUAUUUCAGCACCGUUAAAGCCUUGGCUUUAGAAACUCAUGUAAAAAUACAUGCAAUAGAUAUUCAAUAACUUACACUGCAAGUCAUUUCUACAAAGCUUUCAAAUAUUCAACCAUUAAUGAUUUUUCAUUAAUGAAUACCCAUCAUACUCUGUCAUAAUGAAUUGGGUAACUCAUGAACUUACACUAGAGAAGCGCGACAACGUAUUUCGCCUUCUAGUUUUUUAGUGUCUUAGCUUUUAUGAAUUGAUUACUGUAGUCAGUAACUAAUCUCACACAUAUUUAAGUUUACAAAAGUAAUUCAGUUCACGGUGGUAAAACUUAAAAAAUUAUUUCAGUAAAUGCCAAAGUUUAGACAGUUGUCCAACUACUUGUGUUCUAGAAAGUGGAUGAGAACUGUCAUGCAGGAGAUGGCUCUCUAACAGCUGCCAUUUCUGACAUAUUUCACUCUCUCCAAUUUUCUCCAUUGGCUUUCCUUCACUUCAUUCCAAUUUUGGCUAGAAAUUUCUCUCAUGUAUUCCUCGCAGGAGAACUCGGAAUGACAGGCAGAGAUGUAGAGGGUUGUGCUCCCGUUUGGUUCAGUCAGGUCUAUUUCAAGGUUUAACACCAGGCUUCGCUCAUUCUGUUAACCAGCAGGGGACCCCCCCGCCCCCGGGCUCCUUCGAGCCGGAGCUGUUAUUGCCCCUCGGUUCAGGGGACCAGAUUUCCAAAUAGUUCCUUUAGCCUGUCUGCUAUAGAGUCCUCAGAAAAGCAUUGGGACUUAAACUUGCCAAGAAAAUAUGCACAUCUUUAAGCGUAUAGGCAUCUCUAAUUCCGUUCCAUUCGAUGUAGUAGUAGUUUGGACAUAAAAUUCAGCGUGUCCCAUGUAUCAUGUCACACCCUAAGGUAUGUUGCAUUGGAUAUAUGACGGAGACUUGCAUAAAAACCUGUAUAAAUUAUUUUUGUGGCAUAUUCUGUUCACGUUUCUAAUGUAUAUUUUGACAAUUGCAUGAAUCCAUAUUUAAAGGACAGAUGUGAAAACACUAGUGGGAGAAUAAAUUUUCUUACUUACUUUUUCUAUAGCUAAACUCGUACCGUUUCAAUGAAGUGCAAGCGGUGCAAGGCCAAGAGGAAGGCACGCCGUUAUUCCUUUGAGGAAUAUAUGUCCCUUAAUGGUCAACUUUUCAUUUUUUAUUUACUGUAAAUCAGUUUCACUGUUGUAAUUUACAAUCCUAAAUGAAAACACCAUAUAUUUGUGCUGCCAAAUGGAAGGCCUAGCUCAUUUUCUGCUUUGCUAAGGACAAACAAAAAAAUUACCUAACGCUAAUUUGGACCAUUGACUUCUUAUGGCUACUUACAGAAAUGAAAUGAAAAGGCUACAUUUCUUCCCAAAAGCGAUUGAUAUUGCAGAGACAAUAUUGACAGUGAUAUUUGCUGUCAGUGCUGUGCAUUUAUACUACUAAUUUACAGAAAGAUUUGAAAAAAAAAGAAAAAGGCCUUAUUUCCUCAUAUCAAACCAAAAUAAUUCCUAGACAAGCCUGCAAGCGCUUAAUGACUAUACAAAGCCUGAAUUAAGCACAUGGCUAAUUAAUAUUCAAUACGUGUAGAGUGUAGCAUUUGUUUCCAAAUCCAUUUUGAUGUAAUGGUGUCUUUUGAAUAGUGCUCUGCAGCAAACAGAUAUUUUCUGCUUUUUAACUCAACAUAGUUCUAUUUCAGUUUUAUAGCAAAUUAGACUUAACUAACUCAAUUCAGACUGCCUUCUUUAAGCACCUUGUAAAAAUAAAUGUUUUCUUCGAUAUUUAUGAACAAACUGUAAUAUGAAGUGUAUGACAUAUUUAGUUUUAAAAACAUUUUAUAUUUGACCUGCCAUAAAAUAUCCCGUAUGAGGUAUUUCAAAAAUUAAUGGCCGUCCACUUUGAUUUCCGUCUGAGGAUAAAUCUGGCCAAACUUCCCACAACUGAUGGCACAAAGAUUUUCUUUUUUUCAUGUCAAUAAAUAUAGCAAGAAAAGCUUUACAAAAGCCCCUCUCAGAAUGAGUUUUUAAUUUCCCUGAGAUUCAGCACUGAUAAAGAUUAUGAAAAGGAUUAACUACAACGUGGCAUUCCAACUAUGUUAUUUUCCUAUCAAGAUUUUUACUGCAGUGGCACUGAUAUAUUAUCAUCAGCAGAUUAUUUUUACAACUUUUUUUUUUUUUUUUUACUACUUGAAACUGUGUAUGUGCUAUAUGAAAAGUUAGAGCAGAAAUAUAGCCUGGUACAACAUUUGAUUUUAAUUUGAAAAUGACUCACAUGACUUAUAAGAGGAGGGAGAUGAACAGAGAAGGGAGACUGUACAGGUGAAUGGUGGAAAAAACGCCUUGAAUAUUGCUGGCUUUUUCUCAAUGUUCCAGUUAUAUUUUAAUUAAAUUGUCCAACAACUAUGUUGAAAAAGCCGUGGUUUGGUUUUUUUUUUUUCCACGACAGAGAACAUAAGAGGUGUGAACGUAGUGAAAUAAAGGGAACUAAUUACUGAGGGAAAGGCUGUAGAUAUGACUCAACUAGCAACGAGUUCAAAAAGCCUCACAGCAUUUUGUAUAGUUUUAAUCAGUCUGAGAUGAAUGUUUCUGUUUCAAACAGUGUUUCAUUAAAGUAGCUCCAUUUUUACACGAAAGAAUGGCAUCUUUGUUUAUUUACCUUUUAUUGCCGUCUAAAGACUCGGUACAAGUGACCACCGUGGUGUGAAAGAAGCAAAAGGCAGAGCAGCAGCUCUGUACCUUGGCGGGCUCAGCUGAAACCUCAACGCACGGAGACCUGGAGUUCCCCCCGCUCCCCCCACCCCAACCGGUUCUCACUGGAGGAGAGGGAGAGAGCUCCAGGUUAAGGUUUGGAGCAUAAGAAGGGAAGAGACGAACGCAAGAGGAACUACAAAAGUUAUUUUAAACUGUAAAUACCAAAGUCUGUAAAAGCAAAUGCAGAUGAGGCCAGCUCUUAAUAAACAGUGUUUAAAAAACCAACAAAAUUUAAACAGCGCAACAUGAUUUCAACUCAUCAACUAGAAGGCUUUGAUAUUCAGAUCAUCUUGCAACCCAUUCUAGAAAUUUGAAUAAAAC
This is a messenger RNA of Chroicocephalus ridibundus (black-headed gull), 4863 nucleotides long. RefSeq names its product TIMP metallopeptidase inhibitor 4 (gene TIMP4). Lineage: Eukaryota; Metazoa; Chordata; Aves; Charadriiformes; Laridae. The coding region runs from base 278 to 940 and encodes 220 amino acids. Gene Ontology annotation, molecular function: metalloendopeptidase inhibitor activity; protease binding. Gene Ontology annotation, biological process: negative regulation of endopeptidase activity; negative regulation of membrane protein ectodomain proteolysis; response to cytokine. The record is from RefSeq and is a predicted model, not a curated record. The transcript has 5 exons. Gene Ontology annotation, cellular component: extracellular matrix.